AUAUAACAAUAUAUUUNUCUCACACCGCCAUCACCAGAUUUUUCUUGCAGUUCAUCAAUGGCGCUGUGCCCUUUACCCUUCCUCGCGCAGCCAUUUUUUACCUCUCCCCAUCUCCCAAGAUCCGACAGACUAAUAUCUACUCGACUGUAAGAUUGGAUCAUCGCCUGUCAACUGUAAUGAUAAUCUUUCAGCUGUUAGACUCGAAACUACAAAGAUGAUUCUUGAGCCCCUUAAGCUAAUUAAGCAGGCUGAUGCUCGUCUGAAUUUGACGCAAGGUGUUCUUGAAGGGGUGGUGGGUGAAGAGCUUGGUGUACUCCCUGGUAUGGAUUCUAUAUUUUCUGCUUUAGAGCUCGAAAAACUUAUAGGAUUCUUGGGUAUUUCAUCCCAGGGGAAAAGCGCCAAAUACGACAUAGUUGUGUAUGAUGGUAUAAGUACUCAAGAAACGAUCCGUAUGAUUGGUGCAACCAGUAAAGCAAGAUUAUACUUGAAAUAUAUGAGGAGUCUUGCUGAAAAGACGGAUCUAGGGAGGAUUGCAGGCCCCUCUCUCUUGAGAUUAGUGGAUGAUGCGUUGAGUCUAAGUGGAAAGGGUACCAAUCUGAAUGGGAAAAUGAGUUCAGAAAUUUGGGACUAUUUCGAACAAACAUUAGAUAAAGGAUCUUCCAUCUUUGCCGAACCCCAUAAAUUCGGAUGCUACAUCAUAAUGGACCCCGAAAAUCCCAUGUCGCUUAAUUCCGCCUUACGGUUUUGGGGUUGUGCUAUUCAAGCUGGUGCACGAGUAUCCGGUGCAUUUGGUCUAGCUACACCAGAUUCUCAUUCUCCUGUGUCAUUACACGAAAAAAUGAAGAUCAACUUUUCACCUCUGCCUUGUGCUUUUGUUCCACAUCUUGAACUUGGUAUCAAAAAGCAUUGGAAUGAGAUCAUGAAGUCUAAUAAUAGCAAAGAUGCUCGAGACCUACUUUCUGGAAUUAAUGACACUAGCCUCCUCCCAUCUUCGGUGAAAUUCGACUCGUCUGAUAAAUCCGUGAAGCUAUUCAUGCCGGGUUUCGACAAGUCAGAAAUCAAGCUCUACCAAUUUAGAGGCGGGUCUGAGUUGCUAGUUGAAGCAGGCGAUCAGAGGCGUGUAAUUCGAUUGCCUUCUCAAAUUCAGGGGAAGGUUGGUGGUGCCAAGUUUGUAGAUAGGAGUCUUGUAAUCACAAUGAGAUAAUUGAUAUUUUUCUAUCUUUCAUGUUUUAAUUUGGUCCCAAUUCCCAAUUCAUAUAUAUUCAAUAAGAUCACAUUUUUAAUCCCAAAUGACUGCCAAACUUAUAAAUGGGAAUAUGUAUUAUGUGAAUGUUAAGCAAAUGCUUUUAGUCACACUAAAUUGAUUUACUUCUUUUAUUCCAACUGUCUUUCAAUUUCAUUAGAUGAUGGUACACAUUAUCGUGUCUCUUGGCCUCCUUUACUAUUUCCAGUAAUCAUCCAAAG
Molecule: messenger RNA, 1464 nt
Organism: Striga asiatica
Lineage: Eukaryota; Viridiplantae; Streptophyta; Magnoliopsida; Lamiales; Orobanchaceae
Source: the annotation of a GenBank genome assembly